This is a messenger RNA of Calypte anna (Anna's hummingbird), 2244 nucleotides long. RefSeq names its product FAST kinase domains 3 (gene FASTKD3). Gene Ontology annotation, cellular component: ribonucleoprotein granule; mitochondrial matrix. The transcript is spliced from 7 exons. Bases 97 to 2079 code for a protein of 660 amino acids. Gene Ontology annotation, biological process: mitochondrial RNA processing; regulation of mitochondrial mRNA stability. The record is from RefSeq and is a predicted model, not a curated record. Lineage: Eukaryota; Metazoa; Chordata; Aves; Apodiformes; Trochilidae. Gene Ontology annotation, molecular function: RNA binding.
GCCGGAGCGAUCUGGAGAACGGCGGAAGCUCCCGGCAGCCCAUGCGCUGCCCGUCAUGGCGGCUGAGGUAAAUGUUGUGAACCUACUUGAGCCAAUAUGGCUUUGAUUAGCCAAAAAAGUUUCCAGUUUUACUCAUCAAGCACAGCAGUAAGCAGGUCUGUUCUGAUGACCUUAAGCAAAAGGUUGAGCUUUAUCAGUGGGCAGCGAAAGCCCCAGAAUGGUAGCUCUGUAGCCAUGAGGAUGCUAUGUUUCAAAGACAAAUCUCAGUAUAUGUUUUGUAGAAAAAAACACAUACAAUUGCAGAUACAGUCUCUUUCUGUUAAUGAACCUGUGCAUCUUUGUGGAGAUACUGAGAGCAGUCUUAAAUCUGGUAAAAGGUGGAUGGAUGAACAGCUGUUUUUCAAGAAACUGAACAGCCUUGGUACAUCAAAAGAGAUUUUUGACUUUCUUAGCUCUUUGGAAAUCAUGUCUGAUAUCAUGGCAUCAGGAGCCCUGCAGAGGAUUUCUGAAGUUGAAGUGGAUAACAGCGGCCUGAAAAACCCUGAAGAAGUGCUAGGGAAUGAUGUUUUCAGGGCAUUGUGCUUCCAAUUUGAAUUUGAAUCCUCAAAACUGUCAAACAUUGGGCUGCUGAACGCAUUGCAAGCUUUGAUAAAACUACGUAUAGACCCGCAGAGUACGCUGAUGGCAAGCUUGCUUUCUGAGGGUGAAGAACGGCUUGGGAAAGGGCAGCUGACUGUUAAAAAUCUGUGUGCUCUUGGAGAGAGUUUGCUUCAGUUGGAAGGCUCAAGUUCCGCAGUUCUGGAACGAAUUGUGAACCACAUGAAAAACAGAGACAUUGAGAAGUGGAGUCCUAGGGAAAUAGUGAUGACUUAUAAGAUGCUGCAGAUGACUGUCGGAGAAGGGGAACAAUUCCAAGACUUGCUAAACAGACUAAACAAUGUCACUUUAACCCUAGUUUCCCAGCUAAGUCCAAAGUUCACAAGGAUAAUACUUAAUUCACUGGUUGUUCUUCAUCAGACUCAGGCAGUUUCCUUAGUUGCAGCACUGUGUAAACAUUCUGUGAAGCAUAUUCCAUAUUUCACAGGUGAUGAACUGGUAAAUGUACUGCAAGCCUUCCUGUACUUCGGACAUCGUGAACAAAUUUUUACAGAGGCUCUGGAAACGCAUGUUCCCAAGUCUGUCUUUACCAUGCAUCCUCAAACUGUCAGCACGGUCAUGCAGUACUGCUGCCAGAAGAUGAUCCUUUCUAAGCCCAUCUUUGAUGCAGUGGCAGAAGUUUUCAUUUCUGAUGCUGACGGGUUUACCACAGACCAGAUUGCUGAUUGUAUUGUACCAUUUGGGAUUCUUAAUUAUCAACCUCCAAGUGCUUCUUCCUUGUUUAGGAAGCUUGAAACCAUCCUGCAUAGUCGCUUGAGUCACUUUCAGCCUCACACCUUGCUGAACCUGCUGCACUCCUGUGUCCUUAUUCAACGUUAUCCAGUAAAUUUUCUGCCAAAAAUAUUUAGUCCCUAUUUUCUGCAACAGCUUCAAGCUCAGCCACCUGGUUUGGACAGAACUGUUGCUUCCCAGCUAACCCAGCUUUUUCUGACUAUUAGCCUGGAAUGCCCAUUUUAUGAGGGGCCCAAACUCCUUCCAAAGUAUCGAGUAAAGAAGUUUUUCAGACGUCACAGUUCUCUAGAUGUUCACCUCCUCAAAAGGGUAAAGACUGGAUUACUUUAUUUAUUGAAAAAAAGAAAGUAUUUUACAUCAGAGGUAUCAACACCGUAUUUCUAUACUGUUGAUAUUGAGAUUAAAUUAGAUGAAGAAGGAUUUGUAUUGCCUGCUGCUCAGUGUGAAGAAGUACACAGACGAAUUGCCCUCUGCAUUGAUGGUCAAAAUAGAUUUUGCAUUAAUAGCCACAAUCUGUUGGGAGAAGAAGCUAUUAAACAGAGACACCUCCAGCUACUUGGCUAUGAAGUUGUGCAGAUUCCAUUUUAUGAGAUAGAAAGCCUACAGAACUGCACAAAAAUGGCAGAAUAUCUACGCAAAAAAAUCUUCCCUCAUACGGACUCAACUGCUGACACUGGAAAAUCAGACUAAAUCAGAAAUUGACAUCCUGUACUGUAAAGUGUACAUACUGUGCAUGGAAGAACGCUUCUGUUUUCUAAAUAACUCCACCUAAGAUGACUUGGGGUGCUGAAUGUGACACCUUCCAAUAUUUGGAACAAUUGCUAUACAAAGAGUAAUAAAGAGCAAUAUAUUUUC